This is a messenger RNA of Somion occarium, 846 nucleotides long. NCBI's taxonomy places the organism in Eukaryota, Fungi, Basidiomycota, Agaricomycetes, Polyporales, Cerrenaceae. The record is from the annotation of a GenBank genome assembly.
GGAAAUCUGUUCACUUUACCGGCGAUCCAAUUGAAUUAAGCAUACCUUUUCUGUGAAUCGUCGACCCUGAUCGGGAGUCGUUUCGUACCGUAUCCAAAAAAGGCAAACGCUUCCGUAGGCGCCGACCUGUAGGAUAUCCCCGGCUUGCGAUUCAGGCUUUACACCUCCUCUCACCCGAUCACUUACACGACUUUCGGAGUAGACAAUGUGCGUCCAAAUUGAACAUUUAAAAACAGUGCAACUGAACAUUACGCGAGUAGCAUGGGUGCCAGUCAGUCUAGGCCAGAGGAAGAGGAUAAGGUUUUCUACUCCGACACUCCCAUCCAAUUCUCGGAGGACAUUAUCAACCAGCUAGCAGACCAAGUAGCCUCCCCUGAACCCAGUCCUGAACGUCAAUCUACUCUUGACUCCCAUGUCCGCGCUCGAAUCCAGAGUGAGCUCGAAAGACUGCGACAAGAGGAAGAGAUUGUCAAGUCGGAAAUUGAACGUGCGCUGGAAAAAGAAAACUUGGACAAGGAGAUAUCUCUCUCAGAGGAAUCUGAAGAUGGGUCUGCUGGCAGCGUGAAGAGCAGUGCGGCGCUUUUAGGUGAUUUGGAGGAGAUUCGACACAAGGUGGAGAAAUAUCAGAGGACUCAGGAGGAAGCUACGGAAUUCCAGACGAAGAGCCAGGCUGUAGCUUCGUGCUAUAGUGCAAACCCUACACGGACUCUGGAUUGCUGGAAGGAAGUUGCUGAGUUCAAAGACUCUGUAGCACAACUUGAGCAGCAUUACGUUCAUUCUCUACGAUAGAAGUAUAGAACAUACUAUCGUCUGCAUCAUGUCGGCUACAUCAAAAGUAUGCUACUC